Adineta steineri is the source of this 342-nucleotide messenger RNA. The record is from the annotation of a GenBank genome assembly. NCBI's taxonomy places the organism in Eukaryota, Metazoa, Rotifera, Eurotatoria, Adinetida, Adinetidae.
AUGUCGUUCGAUACUGUUGAUAAAAUUAAUCGAGAAUUUGAACAAGCUUAUAACAAUGGUCAAGUCAAAGAUGCAGUUAAUACCUAUGCUAAUGAUGCUCGACUUUUUGCUACAGAUAAACAAAUUUAUGAAGGUACAAGUCAAAUUGAAAAAUAUUAUACAAGUGCACGAGCAGCUGGAAAUGCUAAAGUUGAGUUACAUACUGGACAAGUUAUUCAAUGUGGUUCGGAUUAUCUUGUUGAAAUAAGUCAAUACAAAAUUAAUACUGAUGGUGGAAAUUAUGUUGUUGUCUGGAAAAAAGAUGGUGGAAAUUGGAAAAAAAUUGUUGACAUUUUCAAUUAG